Epithele typhae is the source of this 1701-nucleotide messenger RNA. RefSeq lists its product as uncharacterized. The transcript has 3 exons. NCBI's taxonomy places the organism in Eukaryota, Fungi, Basidiomycota, Agaricomycetes, Polyporales, Epitheliaceae. Bases 1 to 1701 code for a protein of 566 amino acids. The record is from RefSeq and is a predicted model, not a curated record.
AUGGAAACGAUACCUGACCACGAACCCAGUACGAGUGUCUCCACUCUCCGAGGUCUCCGACACCUCGACAUGGCGCUCCUAUCUGAGCAGUCGUCCUCACCGGCUCCGGAACCGGCGUUUGCCCUCCCCCAGCCUGCACACGACGAUCCCUUGGACUCACCUUGGCCUCCUCGACCUUCGUCACCACACAGUGCCCAACAGUCUGAGCCUGGAAGUCCCUCCGGAGAUUCCGUGUCGUCUUUCCCCUCCGUCGGUUCGUCGUUCUUCUUCUCCUCUGUCCCGGUCACCCCACCGCAUCCCGGCCUCCACUCCGACCCCGAAGACCACAACAUGGGCGACUCUACGAGCGGCCUUGUCAUCCCCUCGCUUCUUCUCCCAUCGCCGUCCCGAAGACCCACGCCAUAUGGUCAGACAUUAGGCGGGAUGCGACUGCUCCUCCUCGGCCCGAAGGGUGCCGACAUGAGCGCCAUCGCGUCUCAGCUCGUCGAUGAUAAUGAAGACGUCGUCGAGGUCGGUAUCUGGGAGGAGGUCAAGCACGAGCCGGGAACAUGUCGCGGUGGGCGGAAGACCAUCCUACGUGUCUCCACGGAUUGGGUGGAGCAGAGGGACAGGCAUGGCCUUGAGCGCGUCGAGCCUGCGAGGAACGUGGAGAUUGUCGAGCUCCCGGCGUAUGAUCCCGACACAGAGGCUGAUACCGUCAUCGACCGCGUAUUGCCUGUGAUCCACUCCCCUUUCCGCGAAGUCCUCGAAAUCCUCAGCCGCGAGCACCCUCCCACUGGCACAUUGGCACACUUGCUAUCGUCAUCUUGCACACCUCUGUACACCGCUCUAAUCCUGCUUUCUGACCCAUUAUCGUUCUCGUCUGUCGAACGGUCUCUUGUGGAAGCUUUGAGUUCGCACAUCCCCGUCAUUCUCCUUCCGACACCGCCAUCUGCCCUUCUAAUCAACUCGGUUCAUGAAUCCUCAAGAUACUCUUCGCAUAUCUCCUCAUUCCGGCCCGUAUCCCUCGAUGCGCUCCGCGUAGGACUCUUCCGCACGCCAAAUAUCCUCGCCUCGCUUCGAUCAGAAGCCGCUUCCCGUUUCCUCCGCUGGCGUGAAGUUGAACGCGCUGUAGAGCGAGUUCGAUGGAGCACGGCCAUUUCCAAGGUGUCCAUGCACCCGGACAUCAUCCGCUCUCCUUCCACCGGAUACGAGAAGAACGAUCGUUGGAACAAGGAGGCAUGGGAGGCGCAAUGGGAGGGCACGCUCUCCCAGGAGGUCGCUCUUCACCUUCGACGGCAGCGCUCGAAUUCCACCCGACGUAUCGCCCCGUUGUCUUCCCUCUCCACAGUCAGUCGCUUCUCUUUCCCGCCUGCAAGCUUGGACGACUCUACAGACAAGCGUAAAGGCCUGCUGUCCCCUCCUUGUACCUCCGGCUUCGACCCUCUUCAUCUCCCGUCGCUCGUCGUGUUCUCCUUCACCUUACUGCGCGCCGUGGGGACGCGUUUCACCCGCGCAUUAGGCUUGCACCCUCGACCCCCUCUGAGGCGGCGGUCAUCAACGAUCACGAAUUCCAUUCUCGAGGAGAAGAUCGAAGAGGAGAGUCAGCUGCGUGCGGGCCGUGGUGUGGGAUACACCAUUGGCCUCGGCAUCGCCUUCGUCAGCGCGUUCUGUGCUGGCAUCGGGCUGGGUAUUGUCGCCGCCACGGGAUAUCAAUUUUAA